Molecule: messenger RNA, 558 nt
Organism: Ctenocephalides felis (cat flea)
Lineage: Eukaryota; Metazoa; Arthropoda; Insecta; Siphonaptera; Pulicidae
Product: zinc finger protein 350-like
Exons: 2
Coding region: 1-558 (185 amino acids)
Cellular component (GO): nucleus
Source: RefSeq, a predicted model, not a curated record
AUGUCUGAAGAAACAAAUUCAAACAAAACAAUUAAAACGGAACCGAUCGAUGAUUAUCUUCAAGUGAAGCAGGAAUAUGAUGAUUAUGAAAAUACAUCAGAUUUGUAUACGGAUAAUGAUGAUAUAUGUCUGCAGCAAUUUCUAAAAUCUGAGAUUACAAUUGACGAGGAAAUAAAACAAGAGACGAUUGAUGACCAAUAUGACGUGACUAGUACAAACAAAACUGUAUUAGAUGAAAAUUCUUCCCUAUGUAACGAAGAGAUCAGUGAAUCAAGUACGAUAGUCGAUAGUACAAACAAAACAUUUGACAAAGUUUCAGGAAAAGAUAAGACAACUAGUAAGUUGAAAUACAAAUGUAAAUCAUGCAGUAAAACAUUUGUAGAAAAAGGUAAUUUAAUAACGCAUUUAUCAGUGCAUAGUGAAGAACGACCUAUAUGCAAUAAAACGUUCAAAACAAAACCUAUAUUAAUGCGACAUGAAAGAAGACAUACUAGAGAACAAACCGGAAUUAAAAAGUCAACAAAACUGUUGAAUCAGUCUGGAAACAGCCCGACCUAA